AAAAGAAGGAACAAAUAGAAACAUUGUGAUUAUAAACAAAAGAGUUUCCAUCCCAAAACCCCACCGUCAAGCCCUGAAUGAAGUAAAGCCGGCUAUUUACAGCGAAAUGCCUGGCAUCGUGACGGAUUCCGGCGACCUAUCAACAGUUCCAUCAGAUUACAGUGACCCAACACUCUACCCCCUCCGCCACAGGCUUAAACCCCCAAUUCAUCGCACUUCAAUCUCAUGGGUGCGUGGGAACACUCUCCGCGUCACUCUCAUUCGGAAGCCGGACAUCAACAAUGCUGGGUCCGGAGACAGAGAGGCUAGUGGAGUCGUGGUUGAGUUGAACCUUAGCAACACCGGUGAUGAAGAGAUCGAUGCUGUGAGGUGGAGGAAAAUCACGUAUCGUUCUGUGACUCCCUUCGCACUUCUUCAGAGUCGGAAGAACUCUGUGGCUGCCUUGUCGAAGAUGUCGGCUGGUUCCCAUCCCUACAAUGCUGAGUGGUUGGAGCAUAUUAAGGAGUAUAGCAAAGAAAUUAAUUCCCUUCUUGGUAAUCAAAAUUCAGAUCCCACUUCAGUCAUUGAAGAUCCAAAAGCAGUCUUAAAGAAUGUUGAGGAACCCACGUGUUUAAAGGGUGCAUGGGAGCUAAUAGAGAUGUUUUACGUAGACAAGCAAUCUCAAGCUUGGAUAUCAGAACGGCUGAUUGAUUGGUUGUCUGACUAUGAUUCUUUAUUUUCUCGAACCCACUCGACAGUGUAUUUGAAAGUUGUAGAUUUUCAGAAAGAUCUUGUAGCUCUACAGAUCAUUGAAAAUGAUCCCAAGUACUGGGAGGUGUUAUCAUCAGCAUUGGCAGUUGGCUGGUUAGAUACUGUUGGAAAGCUACUGCGCUUGCAUGGUUCUUAUCAGUUUGAUCAGCUAGGAACUCGUGAGACAGAGAAUGGACUGGUAGAAACAAUUGCUGUUCUCAUAUCAAAAAUGCCCAGAAUGCGUCCUAAUCUACCAGCUGGUAGAUUAGGUGAAUGUUACCCUUCCAAGCCAGAUUUUAUGAAGGCAUGGGAAAAGUGGCGAGCACAAAUAACUAAAUUGGAUUGCAGCGCAUAUUGGCUUCAAUGUGAGCACCAACAGACUAGGGAAGGACUUAAAAAUAUGCUCCAGAUCAUGUUGGGGAACUCUAUUGUUGUGUCAAAUGCAUCAUUUCAUUGGAUGGAGCUUUUUGUUUCUCACUUGCUAUAUAUCCGGCCUUUCACAGUGGGUCUAGAAAGCAUGUACAGUCUUGCUCAGAAGUGUAUGCAGAUAAAGCCAGUUUCCAGAUCCCACAAGUUGCUGAACCUUGUACUUGGCAUACUUGGAGAAAAUGUUGAGGUUGUUUUAGCUGAAUGUUCAAGAUCUUUUGGCCCCUGGAUGAUGACACAUGCAAUAGAACUGUUAACAGCUGGGAGUACUCAAGCAGAAAUCCUUUUGCAUGAAGAACAACCUAAACUUGGAGGUAUUAGCUUAGAAGAGCUCCAUCGACUUGUUUAUGCUGAAGUUCUAUCAUCUCAUGUGCUGACUUGGCAGAUUGCACCGAUCUACUUGACAUCAUGUAUGAAGCUGGGUGUCACCUUGUUGGAAAAUCUGUUGUACAAGCAGCCUGUACAAUGGCACCUAGUUCUACUGAAGAGCAUUGAGAUCUGCCGUCUGUAUGAACUUAACAAUGCGGCUUCAAAUUUAAUGAAGAUCGCUGGAGUCCACUACUGGAAACAUGGAAAGAAAGGUUCUGCAAUUUUCUGGCUCCAGCAAGUUCAGGAUGAAGUUCGCCUCAACAGAAUUGCAAAGCAAUUAUUUGAUUUUGUUGGGAAGUCGGUAUCUAAUGAAGGGUUCAAGCAAUGGGAAGGACUAAUUGAAUUGCUGGGUUCAGAGUCUAGGACUAUGGGCGGUCUUGAGUUUUUGAACAAGUAUAGGAAUUUCAGGCAAUGUCUUGUGCAGGCUGAAGGCAAUACAUCCACUGAUGCUGGCAGGAAAGCCGCUGAAGCCUUAAUAUCACUGAUGAAAAACCCUUCCACACCUCAACAGUUUUUGCUCCCUCUCCUGCACAUUUCGCUGAAUUUGCUGAACUGGAAGGAGCAUCAUUUGUUUAAUGUCUCUCAGACUAACCUGCUUUUGACUAAAAUGCAAGAAUAUUGUAUGGCAAAAGUGCGCCCCGAUUUUGUAGAAAGCGACUUGCCACCAGAUGCAUUGGGUUCUGUUAGAUUGGCCCUUGCUACUAACCUGGGACGUGCAAUCCUAGAGGAGUGAUAAAGAUCUUAUGGGCCUCACCUGUGUUCCCUUUAGGCAGAGAUCCUCCCAACACAAUUUGAAGUGUGCAUUUUUACUUCAAACUGUACAUUUUAUGGAGGUUUUUUCCAUGAAAAGCUGACAUUGUUUGGAAAGAAUAUUGGCAUGGAGAAAUAUGCAUUUGUUUGAAAAGCCUUUCUCAUCAUUUGUACCCUUAACGCGAAUGAAGACGACGAAUAGGUGUUUAUAAGUUUAUAACCAGUUUCUCAAUUGUUCAAGGCCAAACAAGACUAUUAGCCAUUAUUUUUCACUCCAUCAAUCAUCACAAUUUCUAAAUGUUGGAUUUAGCUUAUUUUUUCA
Molecule: messenger RNA, 2596 nt
Organism: Cuscuta europaea
Lineage: Eukaryota; Viridiplantae; Streptophyta; Magnoliopsida; Solanales; Convolvulaceae
Source: the annotation of a GenBank genome assembly